CACGCUUGUCUGUAUAUGUUUGUCUGUCUGUCGUUUUGCCUGCACAGUCGGCAGCCAGUAGCUGACAGGAAUGGAUCGCAGGUCAUCCAACUGCCGUCCGCGGACGUUGCCCACUUGGAAGAAGCAAUCACAGGCAAUGUGACAUCCUGCGACGGUCAUCGCAGCGUGGUUAUCGUGGACGCCCUUUCAUGCCUUCUACGCGGUGGUCAGUCUGUGUCAGCCUGCUGUCGUGUGCUCAAGAGACUGUCUACUAUUGGUACGGCCACCACUGGUACUAGCACUGGACAAUCAGGCUCCACCGACAGCAGUAGCAAUGCCAGCACAAGCUCCGGGACCAACACCAGUGGUGGAGGCAGCGGUGGUGUUCGUGUAUUUGUCCUGCUACACGGCGAUCUUCACUCUGAGUCGGUCUUGGCACAGCUUCGGCACAUCUCCAACAGUGUCUUCUCGCUAUCCGCACCACCUACCGGCAGCUACCAAGUUAAGAAGUUCUCCUCCAGUGUUGCCGCUCAAGACGUGACGAGUGUGUGCGAUAUGACACAUCGGCGUGUGUCUGGCAAGAUCACCAAGGAGACGUGCCUACUGGCAAUCUCGAGCACACUGCAGCUUCACACGCGUGUGUUUGACGCCAACGCGGAGGACGACACAACAGCGGCAACUGCAACGGCGCCUGGCAGCACAGCCCCCGAUCCGACGGCCAACCUGACGUUCAACUUACGCCUGACCAGCAAGGAGAAAGAGGCUCGCUCCAACGUCGUCUUGCCGUAUACGCAGGUGCAGAAACGCGAUCGCUCCGUUGCCGGAGGUCCCUCGUCGGGUCAGCUCGGUGCCGCGGGUGGUGGCCAGAUCUACUAUCAACCGGACGAUGCCGACGAUUUCGACGAGGAAGACCCGGACGAUGACCUCGACAUUUGAAACGGGAGUGUCGCUGGGUAUCAGUGACCCGUGGAGCUGGCCUGGUGCCGGGUGUCACAGCUGUGAGCGACUGGACUGGAGCUGGGUGUUGCGGCUAUCAGUGACUCGGGCAACAGGACUGGUGCGGUGGUGUUGCGGCUGCGAGCGAUUCGUCCAACUUGACUGGAGCAGGGCUUCAAAAAUUCUCGAAUUUCCUCCGCGGGGAAAUUGCGAAAACGCAAAGCAUUCCCUGCCCGAAUCCUUCACUGUAACCCUGUCGUUGUCAUGUUUAGACUCUAGCAAAGUGCGUACUUGACGUAUGUACUAGAUGCUCCUGGAUGCUUCUCAAUAGCUACGGAACACGCCAUUCUGCAAUGCAAACCAACAAGUUUUGCAAGUUUUUUUUAUAACUUUCGUAAAUUAGACAAGGGUAUUCCAUUUCCUCUUUCCAACGUUGGCUGCGUUAUUUAUUGGUUCGCUAUAAAGCAGGGUGCAUCAUACACGAGUGCACUGGAUUUGGUUGACUGGGACAAUUUUA
Messenger RNA from Sycon ciliatum, 1432 nucleotides. Its product is annotated as elongator complex protein 5-like. The transcript has 6 exons. The record is from RefSeq and is a predicted model, not a curated record. Gene Ontology annotation, molecular function: tRNA binding. Gene Ontology annotation, cellular component: elongator holoenzyme complex; cytosol; nucleus. Lineage: Eukaryota; Metazoa; Porifera; Calcarea; Leucosolenida; Sycettidae. The coding region runs from base 16 to 915 and encodes 299 amino acids. Gene Ontology annotation, biological process: tRNA wobble uridine modification.